Messenger RNA from Exophiala viscosa, 900 nucleotides. Its product is annotated as S-adenosyl-L-methionine-dependent methyltransferase. The transcript has a single exon. Gene Ontology annotation, molecular function: methyltransferase activity. Lineage: Eukaryota; Fungi; Ascomycota; Eurotiomycetes; Chaetothyriales; Herpotrichiellaceae. The record is from RefSeq and is a predicted model, not a curated record. The coding region runs from base 1 to 900 and encodes 299 amino acids.
AUGGCCCCGAUCAACGAGCAGGAUGAGAAGCCGGAGAAAAAGUCCAAGUCGAUGUUCAAUUCGCCUGGUUUUGCUCAAACGUACACCUCGGCGGAAAAGCUCACAGGCAGCUACGCAAAACUAUUGCUCGAGAAAGUAAACCUCGGAAAAGUCCCAGACGAUCAGAAACUUGCCGUCCUUGAUGAAGCAUGCGGCACCGGUAUUGUUUCGGUCCACCUGAUGGAAACACUCGAUGGGAAGGCCCGAGAGAAUCUAGAACUCACCUGCGCCGACUACGCUGACCCCAUGGUCGAUUUUAUGACGAAGCGAAUCGAGGCCUCUGGCUGGAAGAACGCACAAGCCAUCAAAGCUGACGCCAUGGACACCAAAUUGCCCGAUUCACAUUUCACUCACGUUCUCUUGAACUUUGGGCCAGAAAUCUUCGCUGACCCCAAGGCCGGGCUCCGCGAAACCCAUCGCAUACUACGCCCCGGGGGUACACUGGCCAUGUCCACGUGGAAGCGUGUGGGUUGGUUUCCCGAUGUGAGAGCUGCACUGGCCACUGAGGCCGACCUCCCAGAGAUCCGGGUCGACGAGACACUUCGCCAGCUGUUUUCGCCUGACGCCCAAUGGGGUGACCCUGCCUUCAUCCGCCAGCUUCUCCCCCCAUUGAGCUUUGUCGAUGUCCAAACAGAAUCUGUUCCUCAUCGGAGCAUACUCCCAGCAAAUCCGGGCAUCAUGGGAUUGCUCAACGGAAUACUGGGACAAAUAAUGACCAAGAGAUGGACAAAAGAAGAGCAGGACCAGUACGGUGAGCGCGCAAGGACCGCCGUCGAAAGGUACAUGAAGCAGAAAUAUGGCGAUGGGGAGAUCGAGUGGGACUGGAUUGCUGUCUUGACGAUCGCAAAGAAGCUGGAGUAG